AUGGGUGACACCAAGGUUUUGAGUAUUGAACCAGUUUUAGUAUCCAAAGAUCCUUUUGAAGACAAUUCAAAAGACCUUUCCUUAAUGUCUAAUAGUGAAGUAAGCGAGAUUCCUGCAACACACACCGAAGAAUUUAAUGAUCUUGACUAUGGUAGUAGUGAAGAAAUGCAAGAUCAAACUGUUAAUGGGCCAAGGCAGAGACCUAGGGCUGGACGUAGUAAUAUAGACGAUUCAACCGCAGAGAAAAACAUUGAGGAGGGUGCAAGCGAAGUAACUAAAAGGUUAUCAACCUGGUUUAGUUCUCUUUGGGUUUCUCCUCAAGAAAUGAGUGGUGACGCUUCUGAAAAAGACGAUCCUGAUUUUGCUCAUUUUAAGAAAGGAUUAUUUAAUAGUUUCAAUAAUACAAAAAGCGAAGCUACUAUAGAUUCUUCCAAAGAUCACUCAAUUUGGUUAAUGGGUGUACGCUAUGAAGCAAAUAACGAUCGCAUAUCAAAUGAAUUUAGUGGUUCUUUUUACGAAACAAGUUACUAUUAUUCUACCCCUGGUACCUUUCCUCACCUUUCAAUGCAACAACCGAUAUUAUCACCGGCUAAUUUUCCCGCAGAUUUUUACGAUGAUUUCACUUCACGGAUAUGGUGUACAUAUAGACACAAUUAUGCUCCUAUAAGACCAACGAACUUUACAAAUGAUGGAGGUUGGGGUUGCAUGUUAAGAUCAGGACAAUCAUUGCUUGCUAAUGCGUUGAUAUUGCAAUUCUUGGGUAGAGAAUGGCGAAAGGUACCUAAAGGAGAUGAUAAGUGGAAUACCUAUGUAAAGAUUCUUAUCUGGUUCAUUGAUGAUAUGUCAUCACGGUGUCCAUUCUCUGUUCACCGUAUUGCGUUAUUGGGCAAACAGCUUGGAAAGAAUAUUGGAGAGUGGUUUGGACCAUCAACAGCAUCUCAGGCCAUAAAGGCUUUGGUCGAAGAUUUCCCUGCUGCAAAUUUAAGCGUAUAUGUGGCUACUGAUGGCGUGGUGUACAAAAAUGAAGUUUACAAAGCAGGUAAAAAUAAUCGAACAGGCAAAGAUUUUCAGUCUGUUUUGAUUCUAGUGGCUAUCCGGUUAGGAAUUAAUAACCUAAAUCCAAUUUAUCAUAAUGCGCUCAAGGAAUGUUUUAAAUUUCCACAGAGCGUCGGAAUAGCUGGUGGUAAACCAUCAUCAUCAUAUUAUUUCAUUGCAACACAAGCUGAUGAUCUAUAUUAUCUUGACCCGCAUCAUUCAAGACCUGCACUUGAAUUAAAAUCAAUGGAAGAGUAUACAGAAGAAGAACUGUCGACUUUUCAUUGCGAUACACUACGUAAAAUACAUAUAUCACAACUUGACCCUUCAAUGCUUCUUGGUUUCUAUUGUCGGACGAGUGAUGAAUUCGAAGACUUCUGUAAACGAGUCGAAGAGAUCAGUGAGAAGUACAAACCAGUGUUCACUAUUGCCCAGGAGGCGCCAAUAUAUGGAGAUGAUGUUAGUGAUUUGGAUGUAUUUUCAGAAGAUGACGAAGAUGAAUUUGAAAAGUUUGAAAACGAUGAUGAAAAUGUUGAGGAUAUGUAA
Cetraspora pellucida is the source of this 1581-nucleotide messenger RNA. The record is from the annotation of a GenBank genome assembly. Lineage: Eukaryota; Fungi; Glomeromycota; Glomeromycetes; Diversisporales; Gigasporaceae.